This is a messenger RNA of Quercus robur (English oak), 558 nucleotides long. RefSeq lists its product as uncharacterized. NCBI's taxonomy places the organism in Eukaryota, Viridiplantae, Streptophyta, Magnoliopsida, Fagales, Fagaceae. The record is from RefSeq and is a predicted model, not a curated record. The coding region runs from base 1 to 558 and encodes 185 amino acids. The transcript has a single exon.
AUGGGGAACUAUGUUUCAUGCACCCUUGCGACACCUUUGAUCAAGAGCAACAAGGCAGCGAGAGUGGUCUUUCCUGGUGGUGAAGUGAGACAAUUCCGGGAACCCAUCAAAGCAGCUGAGCUCAUGUUCGAGUGCCCAAACUUCUUCUUAGUAAACUCUCAAUCCCUUCACAUUGGCCGGAGGUUCUCCGCCCUCGGCGCCGACGAGGAAAUAGAGUUUGGCAAUGUGUACAUCAUGUUUCCUAUGAAGAGAGUGAAUUCUAUGGUUGUUGCAGCUGAUAUGGCAAUGCUUUUCCUCGUGGCUAACUCCGCGGCUAAGCGGAUAUCUUCCUCCGGUGGGAUUAGUAAAAUCCGGGUUUUGCCCGAGUCCGGCGACGGCGGCGGCGACACCCAACAUGUGGCGGUGGAAGCUGAUGAAGGUGAGGCUGGAGGGCCAAGAUUGAAUUUGGAGGGUAUUGAGGGGUUUUCAGCACCAGAGUUUCAAUACAGGUUAUCUGUGUGCAGAUCAAGGAAGCCCAUGUUAGAGACUAUAAAAGAAGAGCCAAUUUGGUCAAGAUAA